Anguilla anguilla (European eel) is the source of this 5712-nucleotide messenger RNA. RefSeq names its product inositol hexakisphosphate and diphosphoinositol-pentakisphosphate kinase 2-like. Gene Ontology annotation, biological process: inositol metabolic process; inositol phosphate biosynthetic process. Gene Ontology annotation, cellular component: cytosol. NCBI's taxonomy places the organism in Eukaryota, Metazoa, Chordata, Actinopteri, Anguilliformes, Anguillidae. The record is from RefSeq and is a predicted model, not a curated record. Gene Ontology annotation, molecular function: diphosphoinositol pentakisphosphate kinase activity; 5-diphosphoinositol pentakisphosphate 1-kinase activity; inositol hexakisphosphate kinase activity. Bases 265 to 3825 code for a protein of 1186 amino acids. The transcript is spliced from 32 exons.
CACGUCGAUCAAAUGGACAUUAUUUUGACAGUAAAUCGUCCUGCAAAGGGGUUGGCUGUAUUUGGAGCUCGAGCUGUCAGAGAGGAGGGCAUGAUCAUGCAUCAAUAAACAGUCAGUUUUGAUGGUAUGACUGUUGGGCCAGAAAACGAGCAGGACUUUCAUCCAGAGGGAAGAGCCCCCCAUUGUGUCUGUCCCCACUGUGUCUGGGCCUGGUUUCCUUGUGAUGGCAUGGUGGCUCACUGAAGGUUGCCGUGCUGGGAAAUAAUGUCAAACCCCAGCGGCCCCAACCAGAACAAUGCUCCUGUGUUCUUUUUUGGUGGUGAGGAUGAUGAAGAGGAUGAAGAAGGGGGCAGCUUGAGGACAGACAUGCAGAUGGACCCUGAUUUGCCCCCGGAGCGGCAGAUCGUAGUGGGAAUCUGCUGCAUGAUGAAGAAGUCCAACUCCAAGCCCAUGACGCAGAUCCUGGAGAGGCUGUGCAGGUUUGAGUACAUCACUGUCUCCAUCUUCCCCGAGGACGUCAUUCUCAAUGAUGCCGUGGAAAAAUGGCCACUCUGCGACUGUCUCAUAUGCUUCCACUCCAAAGGAUUCCCGCUAGACAAGGCAGUGAGUUACGCAAAACUCAGAAACCCCUUACUCCUCAAUGAUCUGAACAUGCAGUACUUCAUACAGGACAGGAGGGAGGUGUAUCGCAUCCUACAGGAGGAGGGGAUUGAUCUGCCUCGCUAUGCUGUUUUAAACCGGGACCCAGACACCCCCGAAGCGGGUAACCUGGUUGAAGGGGAGGACCAUGUGGAGGUGAACGGUGACAUUUUCCAGAAGCCGUUUGUGGAGAAGCCAGUCUGUGCAGAGGACCACAAUGUGUACAUCUAUUACCCCUCUUCAGCAGGAGGGGGCAGCCAGCGUCUCUUCCGAAAGAUUGGCAGUAGGAGCAGUGUAUAUUCCUCUGAAAGCAGAGUGAGAAAGACAGGCUCCUACAUCUAUGAGGAGUUCAUGCCUACAGAUGGCACAGAUGUGAAGGUAUACACUGUAGGACCAGACUAUGCCCAUGCAGAGGCUCGUAAGUCUCCAGCGCUGGAUGGGAAGGUGGAGCGGGACAGCGAGGGGAAAGAGAUCCGCUACCCUGUGAUGCUCUCGGCCAUGGAGAAACUGGUGGCUCGCAAAGUGUGCCUGGCCUUCAAGCAAACAGUGUGCGGCUUUGACCUUCUUCGAGCAAAUGGCCACUCCUUUGUCUGUGAUGUGAAUGGAUUUAGCUUUGUGAAGAACUCCAUGAAGUACUACGACGAUUGUGCCAAAAUCCUGGGAAACAUGGUGAUGCGGGAGCUGGCCCCUCAGUUCCAGAUCCCCUGGUCCAUCCCCAUAGAGGCAGAGGACAUCCCCAUUGUCCCCACCACCUCUGGGACCAUGAUGGAGCUGCGCUGUGUCAUUGCAAUAAUCCGACAUGGAGACCGUACCCCCAAGCAGAAGAUGAAGAUGGAGGUCAGGAACUCAAUGUUCUUUGAUCUGUUUGGGAAAUACGGAGGCUACAAGACUGGGAAACUCAAGCUGAAAAAACCAAAGCAGUUACAGGAGGUUUUGGACAUUGCUCGGCGGCUGCUGGCAGACGUAGGGCAGCAUAGCGACUGCGAGAUCGAAGAGAAGAAGUCCAAACUGGGACAAUUGAAGACCGUUCUGGAGAUGGAGUCAAGCAUGAAUGACUAUCAGUAUGGCCAUUUCUCUGGAAUAAACAGGAAGGUUCAGCUCACCUACCUGCCACAUGGACGGCCAAAAACUUCUAGCGAGGAAGAAGACUCACAGAAAGAGGGCCCAUCGCUGCUGCUGGUGCUGAAAUGGGGAGGGGAACUGACCCCCACAGGCAGAGUCCAAGCCGAGGAGUUGGGCAGGGCCUUCCGCUGUAUGUACCCUGGAGGACAAGUUCUAGGGAGCAGAGGCGAGCACAGGCUCUCCUCUGGAGCACAUGCUGUGCGGUGCAGCUGUUUUCUACUCUGCAGUGCAGCUGCAGAGCUGCAGUCACUGCUUCACACACAGCACUACACUCCAGGUGAAGCUGGCAGCAUGCACUUCAGAGGAGAGCACAAGCAGACUGCAGCUGGUAGUCACAGGUCCCUGGGCUGUGAGUCCCCCGUAGACUGUGGCGACUACGCUGGGUUCCCGGGCUGCGGUCUGCUCCGCCUUCACAGCACGUACCGCCACGACCUGAAGAUCUACGCCUCAGACGAGGGCCGUGUGCAGAUGACCGCCGCUGCUUUCGCGAAGGGGCUGCUGGCUCUAGAGGGGGAGCUGACUCCCAUCCUGGUUCAGAUGGUUAAGAGUGCCAACAUGAAUGGGCUGUUGGACAGCGACAGCGACUCUCUGACUGGCUGCCAGCAGCGCGUUAAAGCCCGGCUGCAUGACAUCAUGCAGAAGAACCAGGACUUCACCGAGGACGACUACAGCAAGCUUGCUCCCACAGGCAGUCUGUCCCUGGUGAAUUCCAUGAGGACAAUUGAGAACCCUGUAAGGACAUGUGACCAGGUGUACAGCCUCAUUCAGAGCCUCACCUCCCAGAUCCGCAGGAAGCUGGAGGACCCCAAGUCCACUGAUCUGCAGCUGUACCAUAGUGAGACCCUGGAGCUCAUGUUGCAGCGCUGGUCCAAACUGGAGCGGGAUUUCCGCACGAAGAAUGGUCGCUAUGAUAUCAGCAAGAUCCCCGACAUCUACGACUGCAUCAAGUAUGACGUACAGCACAACGGGUCCCUGGGGCUUGAGCACAUGCUGGAGCUCUUCAGACGGUCCCGUGCGCUGGCUGACAUCAUCAUCCCGCAGGAGUACGGCAUAAACAAAGAGGAGAAGCUGGAGAUCGCCUACGCAUACUGUCUCCCACUGGUGAAAAAGAUACAGCUGGACCUUCAGAGGACACACGAGGAUGAGUCUGUCAACAAGCUCCACCCAGUGUACUCCCGUGGAGUGAUGUCCCCCGGACGUCACGUACGAACGCGGCUGUACUUCACCAGCGAGAGUCACGUCCACUCCCUGCUCAGCAUCUUCCGCUACGGGGGUCUGCUCAAUGAGGAGAAAGAUGAGCAGUGGAAGCGUGCAAUGGAUUAUCUGAACGCCGUUUCUGAGCUGAACUACAUGACCCAGAUUGUCAUCAUGCUGUACGAGGAUAAUAAGAAGGACCCCUCUUCAGAGGAACGCUUCCAUGUGGAGCUGCAUUUCAGUCCAGGAGUGAGGGGGUGUGAGGACCAGGAAAAUCACCCCCUGGGUUUUGGGUUCCGCCCAGCUUCCGCAGAGCAGAGAAAGCAGAAUGCGAGCAGCCUUGAGGACCUAUCGCCAGAAGAGCCUGACCAGGCCUCGCCUUUCUCUGAGCCUAUCAGCAUUCAGCAGAGAUCACUCAUUCGCAGUCAGAAAGCCAGCGACAUGGAGACGCUCUGUGACACGCCCCGCGGGGCCGGACACCGCCUGUUCCCCUCCUGCUCGCGCCAGUCUCCGGAGGCCCGGCAGAACGCAGCAGAGUUGUUCUCUAUGCCGCCAGUUAAGAGAUUUUCUGUGUCAUAUGCAAAUCAUCCAACUAAUGGGUUUGAGGGCUGCUCUCUGGUGCCCUCUAUCUACCCCCUGGAGACUCUGCACAACUCGCUCUCUCUCAAGCAGGUGGAUGAGUUCCUGAGCGCCGUGUGCGAAAAUGACGGAGACUCCAGAGCUAACAUCGCUCUCUCUGCCAUAUUCGACUCUCAGACUCAGCCUCCUGUGGACGCCUAUAUCCCCCAGCGCGUCCUGUCCUGCCCUCCAUUGUACAUCCCCGCCCAGAUGGCUCAUGCAGCUACAGCAGCAGUUCCUCCUCCCCCAUGACCACAGACGCACCAUUCUGCUGCUCCAGCAUAGCGUGGAGAUGCUGUCAGGGCAUUAGGGGAGUGGCCAGACUGUCAGCUCCUCCUACAUGUCCAUCAACGAGACCUUCACACCAGCGUGACCAGCAUUCAGCCAAUCGACAGCCUGCGAAAGCCAUGUGAUUAGCCAAUGAGCUGUACGAGUACGGCAGCCAAAUGAAGUUUCUAAUAGCUCCUUCCGCCUGCAAGUACCACACCACUUUUCUAGAUCUCCAUGAGGCUAAGCCACACCCCUCCACCCCCUUUGCAGGCCAAGACGUGCCCCUUCAGAUCAAAAAGAAGGUCUUUGAUUUAGGCUCCAACACCCAGAAGUCCGCAUGACCUCACAAAACACAGUGGGACUGUGAAUGAGAACUAGGGAGAUAGAGAGUCACUCCCUGAACAGUGGAGUAGCUGAAGCUCUAUUCUGUCAUUUUCACAGUAAAGCUGGAGCCUGCCUGCUUCUGAGCUGGUGACUGAAUCUAAAGUCUCUCAGGAAAACUGCUGUUAUGCUAUUCUGUACUGCUCUCAUCAAUAUACUGCCUGCUCUCUCAAUUCACAGAACGUCUGAGCAUGAGCCUGUAGUGUGUGUGCGUGUGUGUGAGCGCGUGUGUGUGUGUAUAUGUGUGUGAGUGAAUGUCCACAUGCUCCUUAUAUGCAACCUGACAGAACUGGGUCAUAGAGGAGACAGCUCAGUUUGGCACCUGGUCUAGGUUUGUUUUUUUUCAGCACUGGGCCUAAUGCUGGGUCAGUGUUUAUAAAUGUCAGCUUCCCCUGGCAAUGCUCUGAGCCAUCAGCAAUAGAAGCACAGCAGUGCCGCAGUAAGAGACAGUUACUCAGGUGUUACUCCUACUCUGUGUAAUUACUCAGGUGUUACUGCCACUGUUACUAUGGUUAUCUUCUGUAGUCACCUCAUCUACUGUACUUUCCUUCUACUACAUUCUAUGCCAAAUUCCUGAAUUCACAGCAAACUACUUUCAUGCAAAAGCCCAUUAUACCUGUGCCUGAUGAAUCCCAUAAAUCUGAGCUGUGUUUAUCAGCUUAAACAUUUAUUAAAUAAUUUAGUUUUACCUGUGUUUUGAACAUCAUACUAAAUGUUACAUACCAAAUCUUUGAAGCUUAUAAUAUUAGGGGUUGUUACAGCUAAUCCCUUGAUCAAUGAAGGUUGCUGAAAAUGUGUUUUGAACUCUUGCACAAGUUAUUAAUGCAAUGCAGUUUGGCUUGUUACCAUUAGUUUUUCUUUGAACUCACCAGUUAGUCUAUCAUUUAAUCAGCAUUUUAAAAUGCAACCUCUAAAGUAAUACUUAGCCAUAUAGCACAUUGUGUGAAAUGAACAUUAGUUGACCAUACUGUUAAAGUCCUGGAGAUGGGACCAUUCAUAUAUGGGGUAACUCAUACCUCAACAGACAUUUAAAAAGGUCCAGUUGAGAACAAUUAGCAGCUUUUUUAAAAUUCAGGGGUUGCUUUUGUGGUUGGAACAGAGCCCAGUGUACAGAAGGGGAGAGGACCAAGUCUGAGAGACCAUGGUUUAGAUUUAAGAAACAAAACGUCACCAGACUCAGUUGUAAUUUAGGUUUUUACUCUGUUUUGGGCACAUAAUUUGGGUCACUGUGGCUGGUAUAAUCUUUACUGCAUGUUUAUGAUACAUUAUUGUUUUACAAAAUUACUUUAUAUAGUGUUUGUUUAAAAGUGUUGAUAUUUCUCUUACAUGAGAAAACAUUUUAUGUUAUUUAAUUUGGAAAUCAAAACUGCUCAGAAGCACCCACUGCAAAUUGACAUUGUUAGUGUGUUAUUGUGACACAUAUACUGUGUGAGAAUUUUAAUGGUUGUUUUGCCUGAUAAAAAUGACUGUAUGGAUGUUGAAUAUGAA